AUGAACUUGCGUCGUAAUACUCUUGAUUUUUACCCAACCAUUCAAACGCAUAGUUUUUGGUAUAAUGUAUCACCAAUUACAUAUAUACAGUUACGAUGCAGUUUCAUUCACUAUAGUUGCAUAUGUAAUAAUCUUGGUUUUUUGUUUGAUAGUGCACAAAUGACAGCUUAUAAUGUAUUAUAUAUAAAGAGCUAUGAAAACAAGAAGUGCUCUCUCGAUGUUCUGAACUGUGUCAAUCAUAUUCAGAAAUCAUUAGAUCGUGAGAUGGCUCUUAAAGGUCCUAGUUAUUUAGCUGGAUUAUUUCGUCUAACUCCUCAAAUACAGUCAGGGGUUUUUGAAGCCAAACAACCAAAACCGAAAACAUCUUACGAGUCAAUACAACACAACGAAAGUCAAACGACCUUUUAUCGUAGUAUUCCGUCCAUAUCUGAUGACCCGAAUUCCCAAGAAUCCUUACAAAUAACUUCUCCUGAGGUCAAUGAAAAGAUUCCAUUAUGUAUUAUUGCACCAAUUGAUAGAAAUUUACUAUGUGCUAAAACAAUGAAAUCUGAAUAUCAUCAUCAGCAAGCAUCAACAUCUCAUUCUACAUAUGAGAAUAGAGAUUAUACAAAUAGUUGUCGUUCUUUAUUAUCAAUAUCUAGUAACAGAGAAAUUAGCAAUAUUGCACCAUCCGUUUUAAAGACACGAAAACACAAGUUGUUAGUUGAAUAUCAAGAAGCGUUAGAACCAAUAACUUCUAUUGAUAUCCCAUUGGAAUAUGAAGAGAAACUUAUUUCUUUAUUGAAAUAA
This is a messenger RNA of Schistosoma curassoni, 789 nucleotides long. The record is from the annotation of a GenBank genome assembly. Lineage: Eukaryota; Metazoa; Platyhelminthes; Trematoda; Strigeidida; Schistosomatidae.